Molecule: messenger RNA, 2259 nt
Organism: Phanerochaete carnosa HHB-10118-sp
Lineage: Eukaryota; Fungi; Basidiomycota; Agaricomycetes; Polyporales; Phanerochaetaceae
Exons: 5
Coding region: 219-1886 (555 amino acids)
Biological process (GO): transmembrane transport
Molecular function (GO): transmembrane transporter activity
Source: RefSeq, a predicted model, not a curated record
ACCAGAAUUGUCAGGCCAUGGGAGCACGCGCAGCGAAAAACGCUUGUCGGUCGCAGGCCUCCCGCCGUUAUGCACUCGCGACCACCAACAUCCCUCUAUAAAGCGACUUACCUCGCUGGCAGACUGGUCUUCACCCGCUCCUCUCCCUCCCCUUGCCACUUGGCACCUUCUCCCCCGUCCCAGUCCUUUCGUUCCGGUUCCAUUCCAGGUCUUGCACCAUGGCCUCAGAGCCGUCCACCCUCUCGCACCAGUCCUCCGGAAGCACGCUCGGCCCUAGCUCACAAAGGCCUCUGAACAAGGAAAGGAACUCUGAGAGCUUCAUAGAUCAAGCGGAAGAAGACCUCACUCUCCCGACGCGGCAGCUCACCGACGAGGCGAACCUCGAUGAGUACCGCCGGGAGACCGCAACCGGCACCAUCGUCCAGCCCCACACGGCCCCCGACGGACAUCAGGAAAAGUACAAGCUCGUGACCUUCACGGUCGACGAUCCUGAGAACCCGAAAAACUGGAGCAAGGUCAAGAAAUGGUGGUGCACCCUCAUGAUCGCCUCCGUGUGCUUCGUCGUCGCCUUCAACUCGGCAGUUAUCACGGCCGACAUCCAGGGCCCUGCAGAGAGGUUCCAUGUCAGCAACGAAGUCUCGCUCCUCGCGGUAACACUUUUCGUCAUAGGCUUCGGUGUCGGCCCGAUGUUCUUCGCACCUAUGAGCGAGCUGUUCGGUCGGCGUAUCAUGUACGUCUCGACGCUCGCGUUCGGCCUCGCCUUCAUCGUCCCGUGCGCCGUUGCCCGGAACAUCGGCACGCUCCUGGUCUGCCGCGCUAUCGACGGAAUUGGCUUCAGCGCUCCCCUGACCAUCGUCGGCGGCACGCUCGCCGACAUGUGGAAGAACGAGGAACGCGGUGUCCCCAUGGCCGCCUUUAGCGCCGCCCCCUUCCUGGGUCCCGCCAUCGGCCCGCUCGUCGGCGGCUUCGUCGCGGACGACAAGGGCUGGCGCUGGCUGUACUGGGUCCAGCUCUGGAUCACCGGCCUCGUCUACGUGCUCAUGUUCUUCACCGUCCCCGAGACGUACGCGCCGACGAUCCUCCUCAAGCGCGCCAAGAGGCUCCGCAAGGAGACGGGCGACGCGACGUACGUGACCGAGCAGGAGCUCGACUCGCGCUCGCUCGCGGAGCGCCUCCGCGUGUACGUCUUCCGCCCGUUCCAGCUGCUCACGCGCGAGAUCAUCGUGCUGCUCCUCACGCUGUACAUGUCCGUGCUCUACGGGCUGCUGUACAUGUUCUUCGUCGCAUACCCGAUCGUCUACCAGGAGGGCAAGGGCUGGUCCUCGCACAUGACGGGCCUGAUGUUCAUCCCGAUCGCGCUCGGCGUCCUGCUCAGCGCGGCGCUCGCGCCGAUGGUGAACAAGCACUACAACUACCUCUGCCGCAAGGCCGGCGGCGUGCCCCCGCCAGAGGCGCGCCUCAUCCCGAUGAUGGUCUCGUGCUGGCUCAUCCCGAUCGGGCUCUUCAUCUUCGCCUGGACGUCGUACCCGGACGUGCACUGGAUCGGGCCGUGCAUCGGCGGCUUCCCGGUCGGCUUCGGCUUCAUCUUCCUGUACAACUCGGCGAACAACUACCUCGUGGACUCGUACCAGCACCAGGCGGCGAGCGCGCUCGCGGCCAAGACGUGCCUGCGCUCGUUCUGGGGCGCGAGCGUCGUGCUCUUCACAGAGCAGAUGUACCACCGCCUCGGCUACGAGUGGGCCGGCUCCCUCCUCGCGUUCAUCUCCCUCGCGUGCUGCGCCAUUCCGUAUCUCUUCUACUUCAAGGGCGCCGCGAUCCGGAAGCACUCCAAGUUCGCCUACUCGGGCGACGAGACGCUCCCGACCUCGAACAAACCAAAAAACUGAUCCCUUUCUUCCUAUUCUCCUUGGAUUCUCUCUCGACACUGACAGUACCCUAAUCGUCGUCCUGUUAUACCUGUUAUACCUAUAGCCCUUGGCUAUCGUUAUUGUGACAUCAGUCUAGUUUUGUAGAACCUGGAGAUCUCCUGUUGUUUGUAUAGAUACCAGUCACGGUAGCGUCAAUGAUUAAUCGCACACCAUUGUCCCAGUCGUAUUGUGUGACGCGCGCCUGGUCGACCCUGGAGAAGAUCUGCGCGGCCCCGAUCUCAGGAACGCGCUCUUCCCGCGAGCCUGCUUUAUUAAGAACCGCCCCUUCGCACACUCGGUCCCUGCUGCGAAGAGUCGGCUGAGAGGCGGUGGGCACCGGGCACGGAGUGUG